AUGACGAUCACAAUUUCGCAUGUUUUCGAUUUCCGUUCGGUUUCACCUUCUAAAGCAAUCCACAAUCACAACGUUUACAUCCCACCUUUUAAAUCGGAUAAACCGAUCAAAAAUGUUCAUGACAAGACUUCACCAUUGUAUCAGAUAUUAACUUGGGACUCUUUGAGAAACAACAUUACAAGAAUCAUCAACAAUGUCAACACCACUACAAAUCUCAAGGAUAUAAUUCGCGAUUUGUUGGAAUUAAACUUGAUCCGCGGAAGAGGAAUCUUUUGCAGAUCAGUUUUGACAUCGCAGAUGUCUCAUCCGGAGUUUAGUGAUGUGUUCUCUGCACUCGUUGCGGUGGUAAAUUCUAUGUUUUUUGAAGUUGGUCAACUUUUUAUCAGAAGAAUUGUUUGGCAAUUCAAAAGUGCUUAUAAGAGGAAUGAUAAGCCUCAAUUGCUUAAUACUGUUAAAUUUAUAGCACACUUGGUGAAUCAAAAAGUUGCUCAUGCGACUAUUGCUAUAGAGAUACUCACUGUUUUGCUUGAAAAGCCUAGUGAAUAUAGUGUUACAACCGCCGUUCGUUUUCUUGUAGAAUGUGGUUCAAUGUUGCAGGAUGUUUUACCUAAUAAGCUUUAUGGUGUAUUUGAUCUUUUCUGCGGAAUUCUUUAUGAAGGUAGAUUCGGUAAACGCGUUGAAUUCAUGAUUAAAAAGUUAUUGGCUAUAAGAAAAGAUGAUUUUCAAGGUUAUCCUGCUGUUCGGCCUGAAUUAGACCUUGUGGAAGAGGAAGAUAAGUUAACUCAUGAAGUCUCGUUGGACGAGGACAUUGAUCCAGAGUUUUCGCUUGAUGUAUUUAAUCUUGAUCCGUAUUUUGCAAUGAAUGAAAAGUUUUAUGAGGGGAUGAAGAAAGACCUACUAGGUGACGAUGAAGAAAGCGAUGGAGAUCAAGAAAGUGGCUCGGACGUUGAAUCAAAUGAAGAAAGUGAGGGAGAUCAAGCAACAUCAGGAAAAGUUUCAAAUUCUGAUGCUAGGAGCUCUCAUUCAUCAGAUUCACCAGGUUCAGCUAAUUCUGAUGAAAAUGGUGGAAAACGUAAAAGAAAUUAA
Trifolium pratense (red clover) is the source of this 1086-nucleotide messenger RNA. Its product is annotated as pre-mRNA-splicing factor CWC22 homolog. The record is from RefSeq and is a predicted model, not a curated record. Gene Ontology annotation, molecular function: protein binding; RNA binding. Gene Ontology annotation, biological process: mRNA splicing, via spliceosome. Bases 1 to 1086 code for a protein of 361 amino acids. Gene Ontology annotation, cellular component: catalytic step 2 spliceosome. Lineage: Eukaryota; Viridiplantae; Streptophyta; Magnoliopsida; Fabales; Fabaceae. The transcript has a single exon.